Periconia digitata is the source of this 522-nucleotide messenger RNA. The record is from the annotation of a GenBank genome assembly. NCBI's taxonomy places the organism in Eukaryota, Fungi, Ascomycota, Dothideomycetes, Pleosporales, Periconiaceae.
CCUCUUCCAACACCGCCUCACUUCGCCCUACCAGCUUUCGUGAAUGAACGCUCCAUCUCUCCAUUCUCCAUCUUGCUGCUCUCUAGUCCAUCUUCCCAUCGAUCCAUCUGUCAAACUUGCUGUCGUCUUUUCACAUUCUGUCCUGCGAGGCAGCCGUUUCCACAAUGUAGCAACAGCACCCGCAAAGACCGCCAUGUUCUCGGUGGUGGCUACCUGGGUAUCAAUCUACCAUCCAUGUUACGCGUCGCUUUUCCUGCAGCCUGCCUUCCCAACAACAGGCACCGAGGUCAUGUACACACACUCGCGCGCGCGCAGUGGCCAGCGGACAGGUGUACCUAUCUUGACCGUCAUACCUUUCUGGUGAACGAGCGACGAUGGGUUCCCACCACUGAAGCUCCAGAAUGGUACGGCCUCUCAAACGCUUUUGGUGCCGUGUCGACGCAGAUCCACGCGCCGGAUGCCAGCGGACCCCACGACACGGUGCAUCACAAACCUUCGCCAAAGGAGCACCCACCACCAUAA